CAAAAAACUGAACAGUUUAGCAGCGAGCAAAAAGAAUCCAUUCAAUUAACUCGAAAAUGAACAAAGCCAUCGUUCUUGCAGUGCUCAUCACGGGCAUUGCAGCUCAGUACGCGGAUCUAUGUACCCCGUGGGAAACUCCGAGGGAUUUCCGAUCGUUAUUCAACUUACCUGGCUACAACCAAUCGCCAGCGCCGAAAAAAAGUAUAAUCAUUCGAAGACUUUGUGGGCCCUACAGCAACAAAGUAUCACCGCCGGGAACUCUUUGCCUCAGAGCUCGGAGUGACCUUUGCCGCAAUGACGCACAACCGCAGGAAAUAAUUUGUUGUAGACCUCUGAGUGACCCCUGUGCCAACGGAGCCUCACCGCAAGGAACUAUUUGUAUUCCAACUUCGAACGACCCCUGCGGCAAUGGAGCAUUACCACAAGGAACUAUUUGUCUUACAGGAUCGAGUGACCCCUACGGCAACGGAGGAUCACCACACGGAUCUAUUUGCUUUACAGCCCCAAGUGACCCCUGCUGCAAUCAGGCACCACAGCAGCAAACUAUUUGUCUUCCACCUGGGAGUGACCCCUGCGGCAACGGAGGAUCACCACAUGGAUCUAUUUGCUUUACAGCCCCAAGUGACCCCUCCUGCAAUCAGGCACCACAGCAGCAAACUAUUUGUCUUACACCUGGGAGUGACCCCUGUGGCAAUGGAGCAUUGCCGCAAGGAACUAUUUGUCUUACAGGAUCGAGUGACCCCUGCGGCAACGGAGGAUCACCACAUGGAUCUAUUUGCUUUACAGCCCCAAGUGACCCCUCCUGCAAUCAGGCACCACAGCAGCAAACUAUUUGUCUUACACCUGGGAGUGACCCCUGUGGCAAUGGAGCAUUACCGCAAGGAACUAUUUGUCUUACAGGAUCGAGUGACCCCUGCGGCAACGGAGGAUCACCACACGGAUCUAUUUGCUUUACAGCCCCAAGUGACCCCUCCUGCAAUCAGGCACCACAGCAGCGAACUAUUUGUCUUUCAGCUCCAAGUGAUCCCUGCUGCAAUCAGGCACCACAGCAGCCAACUAUUUGUCUAGCACCUGCGAGUAGCCCCCGCGGCAACCAGGCACCACAGCAGCCGACUAUUUGUCUUACAGGUCAGAGUAACCCCUGUGCCAACGAGGCACUACCGCAGGGAUCUAUCUAUCUUACAGCUCCGAGUGACUCCUGCGGCAACCAGGGACCAGCGCAGCCAACUAUUGGUCUUACACCUGCGAGUAAUCCGUGUGCCAACGAGGCACUACCACAGGGACAAUGCGUUGUGAUCCGACAACCUGAGGACAACUGCAACGAUGUGCCAAUACAGAAACAACAUAUCAUCGCCGGCGGGCCUUACUACAACAGAAGACCACUGAACGGAAGGCGUUUCAUAUUCGGGAAACAGAAUAGGCCUUACUACUUCGGAGCACCAGCGCAGAGAAGACUCAAUAUCGCUGGGGGACCGAGCAGGCCCUGGUUUAAUGAGCAACCAGCACCGCAAGAAUUUCUUGUCGGACGACGAGGACCUCAGCCUGAUUACCACGUAGCACUACCGAAUCCAAGAAUAGUUGUUCAUGGCCAACAGGGAUCGCCAUCCAGUGGAUAUGAACCCAUAUGUAACGAGUCACCAGCACAGAGAGUAUAUGUCGUCGGACAACCGAGUGAUUCCGGCUGUAACGAGCAACCAACCCCGCAAGAAUGUAUUGUCGGACCACAAGGACCUCAGCCUCAUUACCAAGUAGCACUACCGAAUCCAAGGAUAGUUGUUCAUGGCCAACAGGGAUCGCCAUCCAGCGUAUGUGAACCCGUAUGCAAUGAGUCACCAGCACACAGAGUAUAUGUUGUCGGACAAUCCAGUGAUGCCGGCUGUAACGAGCAACCACGAGAAUGUAUUGUCGAACCACAAGGACCUCAGCCUCAUUACCACGUAUCUCUACCGAAUCCAAGAAUAGUUGUGCACGGCCAACAGGAGUCGCCAUCCAGUGUAUGUGAACCCAUAUGCAAUGAGUCACCAGCACAGAGAGUAUAUGUUGUCGGACAACCCAGUGAUUCCGGCUGUAACGAGCAACCGCGAGAAUCUAUUGUCGGACCACAAGGACCUCAGCCUCAUUACCACGUAUCUCUACCGAAUCCAAGAAUAGUUGUGCACGGCCAACAGGAGUCGCCAUCCAGUGUAUGUGAACCCAUAUGCAAUGAGUCACCAGCACAGAGAGUAUAUGUUGUCGGACAACCCAGUGAUUCCGGCUGUAACGAGCAACCGCGAGAAUCUAUUGUCGGACCACAAGGACCUCAGCCUCAUUACCACGUAUCUCUACCGAAUCCAAGAAUAGUUGUUCAUGGCCAACAGGGAUCGCCAUCCAGUGGAUAUGAACCCAUAUGUAACGACUCACCAGCACAGAGAGUAUAUGUCGUCGGACAACCGAGUGAUUCCGGCUGUAACGAGCAACCAACCCCGCAAGAAUGUAUUGUCGGACCACAAGGACCUCAGCCUCAUUACCAAGUAGCACUACCGAAUCCAAGGAUAGUUGUUCAUGGCCAACAGGGAUCGCCAUCCAGCGUAUGUGAACCCGUAUGCAAUGAGUCACCAGCACACAGAGUAUAUGUUGUCGGACAAUCCAGUGAUGCCGGCUGUAACGAGCAACCACGAGAAUGUAUUGUCGAACCACAAGGACCUCAGCCUCAUUACCACGUAUCUCUACCGAAUCCAAGAAUAGUUGUGCACGGCCAACAGGGGUCGCCAUCCAGCGUAUGUGAACCCAUAUGCAAUGAGUCACCAGCACAGAGAGUAUAUGUUGUCGGACAACCCAGUGAUUCCGGCUGUAACGAGCAACCGCGAGAAUCUAUUGUCGGACCACAAGGACCUCAGCCUCAUUACCACGUAUCUCUACCGAAUCCAAGAAUAGUUGUGCACGGCCAACAGGGGUCGCCAUCCAGCGUAUGUGAACCCAUAUGCAAUGAGUCACCAGCACAGAGAGUAUAUGUUGUCGGACAACCCAGUGAUUCCGGCUGUAACGAGCAACCGCGAGAAUCUAUUGUCGGACCACAAGGACCUCAGCCUCAUUACCACGUAUCUCUACCGAAUCCAAGAAUAGUUGUGCACGGCCAACAGGGGUCGCCAUCCAGCGUAUGUGAACCCAUAUGCAAUGAGUCACCAGCACAGAGAGUAUAUGUUGUCGGACAACCCAGUGAUUCCGGCUGUAACGAGCAACCGCGAGAAUCUAUUGUCGGACCACAAGGACCUCAGCCUCAUUACCACGUAUCUCUACCGAAUCCAAGAAUAGUUGUUCAUGGCCAACAGGGAUCGCCAUCCAGUGGAUAUGAAACCAUAUGUAACGAGUCACCAGCACAGAGAGUAUAUGUUGUCGGACAACCGAGUGACUCCGGCUGUAACGGGCAACCGCAAGAAUGCAUUAUGGGACCACAGGGACCUCAGCCUCAUUACCACAUCACACAAGCUAAUCCACGAGUAGUUGUUUAUGGCCAACAGGGAUCACCAUCGAGUGAAGGUGAACCCAUUUGUAAUGAGUCGCCAGCACAGAGAGUAUAUGUUGUCGGACAACCGAGUGAUUCCGGCUGUAACGAGCAACCGCAAGAAUGUUUUAUCGGACCACAAGGAGCUCAGCCUCAUUACCACGUAGCACUUCCGAAUCCAAGAAUAGUUGUGCACGGCCAACAGGGAUUGCCAUCCAGUGGAUGUGAACCCUUAUGUAACGAGUCACCAGUACAGAGAGUAUAUGUCGUUGGACAACCGAGUGAUGGCUGUAACGAGCAACCAUCGCCGAAAACCGUCAUUCUUGACGGACAGGACAACGACUGCUGCAACGGCCAGGACUCAGAGGAAGUAUGCAGUGAACCGAUACAAAUCUGUGUGCGGUCACCAAAGUCAUCUAACGCCGGAUCGCCAGCUUCCCGCCAAGGCAAAAGAGCCCAACCCUUCAUCAGGCAUUACUCACCACGUCUGGUCAACCCUCUAGUAAGACGAUGCAGACAAACUGGGUCACAGUCUUCGGGGUCUGUUCCCGCUGAAGAAUCCCCUGAGGAGGCAAAAACAUUCUUCUACAGUGUCGAUAACCCCUGCAGUUGUAUGGAUGAUGAGCCAGCUUGCGCCGCCGUAUCAAACACUGAGGAGUGAUCAGGACAUUCGUCACCUUGCCAAUCGAGAAAGAUAGCAUUUAUUUGUAUAUCAUUUUAUGGUGGCGUGUGAAAUUCACAUGAUCCGUCUAAAAAUGAAUUUCCGUUGUGAAUGUCUGUUCUUCUUGAUGUCACUAUUAUAAAACCCUGAAAAGCUGCUAUUCAUAUGGACUACUGAAAGUAAAAUAAAGGAGUUUUCGUUUA
Molecule: messenger RNA, 4345 nt
Organism: Diachasma alloeum
Lineage: Eukaryota; Metazoa; Arthropoda; Insecta; Hymenoptera; Braconidae
Product: collagen alpha-1(III) chain
Exons: 17
Coding region: 57-4142 (1361 amino acids)
Source: RefSeq, a predicted model, not a curated record